GUUGCAGGUGAUGAAUAACCCGAACCCUCUAAACCAAAGGGAGGGGGAAAAGAAGAGCGCAGAGGUACCGUCCUUCCACCCAUCAAUGGAGAAUUUGCAAAGUGCUCUUAAAGAUUAUAGCUUAUCAGUUUCCACCGUCCCAGAAAAGGGUCGUUCUCUCUUCGCUUCAAGGGAUUUCUAUCCAGGGGAUGUGAUUAUAGGCCAAGAACCUUACGUUUGUGUUCCAAACAACUCCUCACUUUCCACCCCCAAAAGGUGUGAUGGAUGUUUCAUUACAUCUGAUGUCCUUAGAAGGUGCUCACGUUGCCAUGUUGCAUACUAUUGCGGAACCGCAUGUCAGAGGUCAGAGUGGAAGCUGCAUCGCCUUGAGUGUGAGGUCCUCUCAAGGCUUGACAAGGAUAAGAGAAAAUCUGUCACGCCAUCCAUACGGCUGAUGGUGAGACUUUACUUACGGAGGAAGUUGCAAGAUGAUAAGGUCACCCCAAGCACUGCUAUGGACAACUACAACUUGGUGGAGGCAUUAGUGGCUCACAUGUCUGAUAUCACAGAGGAGCAGCUGGUGCUUUAUGCACAGAUGGCUAAUCUUGUAUAUUCCAUAUUGAAAUGGCCGGAAAUCAAUAUAAAAGAGAUUGCAGAAAAUUUUUCUAAGUUUGCAUGUAAUGCUCAUACUAUUUGUGACAAUGAGUUAAGACCUGUGGGAACAGGAUUGUAUCCCGUAAUUUCCAUAAUCAAUCAUAGUUGUUUGCCCAAUUCUGUGUUGGUUUUUGAGGGAAGGUCAGCAUUGGUACGUGCUGUGCAACAUAUACCCGCAGGUACUGAGGUAGUGAUAAGUUAUAUAGAGACUGCUGGAAGCACAAUAACUCGACAGAGGGCUCUCAAAGAGCAGUAUCUAUUCACUUGUACAUGUCCCCGCUGUUCUAAAAUGGGCCAGAAAGAUGAUAUACAAGAAAGUGAAAUUUUAGAAGGAUAUAGAUGCAAAAAUGAAAAAUGUGGUGGUUUCUUGCUUCGAACAACCGAUGGGAAAGGAUUUCAAUGCCAAGGUUGCCAACUAGUUAUGGGCAAGGAGGAGAUAAAGGAAAUUAUAACUGAAAUUGAAUUGCUAUCUGAAGAAGCAGCUUCUAAGUCUUCUUUCUCUUGCAGUUAUCAAGAAGUUAUUUCCAUUUAUAAAAAGAUUGAGAAACUGCAAACAAAGCUCUAUCAUCCUUUCUCAAUUAAUUUGAUGCAAACUCGAGAGAAGAUUUUGAAGGUAAGCUCCUGCUUGUCGUUCUUAUCUACUCUACUCUUUUUCCUUUAUUAAUAUAUCUUGCUCGAUGAUAUUGAUUAUCAAACUCAACUUUGAAAUACAUGCUUUAAUUAGUACAAUUCUUAUGGAGAUUUCUUCAGUGAAUGCAGAUCUUAUUUUUGACUUUUUAGUAGAAACAAAUUCUCUUGCUCUUUUGUGGUCACUAAAUUAUAUUACACACUAAUCAAUUAAUAUGGAUUGAUAUGAUUUAUAUUCUGUUUUGGAUGACGCUGCACACAGUAUACCACACUUCAUGACAAAAGGAGCCUACCUCC
Messenger RNA from Vigna umbellata (rice bean), 1557 nucleotides. Lineage: Eukaryota; Viridiplantae; Streptophyta; Magnoliopsida; Fabales; Fabaceae. The record is from RefSeq and is a predicted model, not a curated record.